Cylindrotheca closterium is the source of this 3894-nucleotide messenger RNA. NCBI's taxonomy places the organism in Eukaryota, Bacillariophyta, Bacillariophyceae, Bacillariales, Bacillariaceae. The record is from the annotation of a GenBank genome assembly.
AUGGCUCUGUCAGAGACUAUGGAGCCUGUCGGGAAUUCCACCGAAAUGUCAACGGAUCUUCCAAACAAUGACAAGUUGGAGGUGAAAGAGGAGACUUCGAUGACUUCCAACGAGGAGGAGAAGGAGGAAGAAUCGAAGGAAGGAUCCGAUGGAAAAAUUGUCGAUGACAACCGGUCACGCAAAAAGUGGAGCGAGCUCUUGCAGAGUCCUCGUGGCACGGAAUGUUUCUCCCCAUCGCUUGACCUUUCAAAACCAGAUAGUCUACAUGGGAUUGGAAUGAGGCUAGCCUCUUCCAAAUCCAGGUCUAUUGGCGAAGUAGCACAUAGGUUACUCAUUUUUCUCACGGAAAUUUCCAGCUUGUACGAUCAAGUGGGCUUGAUUGGCUUCAAGUGUCUUCAAGAGUUGCAACCUUCACAGGAGAUUCUCUUUCCCAAAGUGCUUCAAGAAGAGUCGAAUGAGUUGAAAAUCUCACUGGAAACUUACUCCAUGAGUACACGACAGCUCGCAGAGUACAUAAAAGUGACAAUCUUGAUCCCUCUGGAGGAUUCCUUGAAUUCGAAUGGAACAAUUAUAGCUAAUUCAAACCAACGCUACACUCAAGUACGUCAACUGUGUAAGGAAACAAGAUCUAAAGCCCUCAAUGCCAGGAAAGUAUACCUAAAGGCCGUCAAGAAUGCUGAAUCUUCAUUUGAGUCUUGGAAGAAGGCAAGGGAAAGCACUGCGCCAACAUUAGCUUCGGAUUUUGAGGAGAUGGCUGACGAUGUGGAAGGUUGGGAAAAGGCGCUAACAAGACUUGGUGCAAACGUUCCAAGCAAUACAGCCUCUCUGAUUCAACUUUUGAAAACUGUCCAGAGCUGUGAAACCAAGUACCGCGAUCUUGUUGUCAAAGAAAACAAGCUCAUAGACGAGGCACAAGCUGUGGAAGUGUUGGGUCUUGAUGAGAUACAGUCAGUGGUCGAUAAUCGAUUUGACUUUUUUGUCAAUUCAGUAGGACACAACAUCAUGGUCUUUGAAGAGAAGGCCAUAGGAGAGAUGGUUGUUGGGCUGAUCGAAGGAAAAUCUCCUAAUGCUUUGCAAAGCGCUUUGCAGGAGAAAAUGGACGGCGCACUGUUCUUGAACAAUUUGUUCAAGCAGCAAAACAUGAAGUACGAAGAAGGAAAGGGAGCGAUGGAGGCUGAUAUGCUUGGAUUAUCACAGGAAACUGGCGAACUUCGUGAUAAGAUCCAAACUGCUUUCGCUACCCGAAGUUCACGCAUCAAGGUCGUACAGGCGUUGAAGAGUGUUUUAGAGGCAUUUGCUUCCGCAAACUCCAAGUUUUCCAAAUCCAUGAAAACGAAGACUCAAACAGGAAAGAUAAAUCCUACUGAAACAGAGUCAUUGCUAGAUGUUGCAAUGAAUAACAUUGGGAAAAACAGUGUCGACCUGAUAGAAGGCAUAUUGCGUGUUCUUCAAACCGAGGCUACUUCAACCUUGGAAUGUGUUGACGAAUUGAACAACAUUGCAAGAGGUAAGCUCGAUCCGUUGUUGGCAAGUGCACCACAACGGUUAGAAGCCAUAAUCUCGACCGAAGACUCCGAAUGGAAACAACUUUGCGAAGCAUCACGGUCAGAAUCAAGAGCCGAAACUCGGUAUAAUCAACUAAAGCUACAGCUUGAACGAGGUCGUGAUCGCACAGCAUCCACUGAUAGUGUUGCAACCCCAGUCGAUGAUGGCGACUCGGGAACUGUGGAUGAUCCUGAUGACAAGCCGGCGGGAACACCUUCGCGAAUGAGCAAAAUUGGAAGUAUGCUUGCUGGAAACGACGCAAUAAAGAAACUUCAAGAGAAUGCUAUGAACACAAUUACAAAACUGAAAGAUGAGAAGAUGGGCAAAGAACGGCAAGCAGUGGCUGAGGCAUCUGCGGUUAAGGACGAUGUUCUUGGAAAAUAUCUAUCAAAUGCAAAACAGCGAUUGGAAAAACUCGAAACUGAAGACCGCAAAGGAUGGGAAGACCUCAAGUCAACACUCGAAUCUGUUGUCACUACCGUUACGAAACUGCUUGAGUGCCGACAAGCUGCGCGCACAUCGACACAAAAAUCCGACAACUUCACAAUCGACAAGAUGGUAGAUGAUGUUGCUGGCUGGUUGGAUUCUUCGAAAACGAAAAUCAUUGAGGCCGAGCAAGAUGGUUUAUUUGUAACCUUAAACAAUACUGACACAGAUGCAGGCUACGCACUAAGUGUUGCAAAGGCGGAAUCGAAGCCUGUUGAAGCGCUGUUGAAUCUAAAGGGGGGCGAAGACAGCGUAGAAACCCUAGGCAUUGGCCAAAUCGUGUGGCCUGAGAGACCAGAGGAAAAGAAAGGAACAGACAACUCGUCAAAUGGUGCACAGGCAGUCGAAACGAAGGGUACAGCUGAUCGAUCCGAGGAGCCGAUCGCAAAGAAUAGCGGCCACAAAGCGCUACACCGAUCAUUAACGACACCUAUAUCCACAACACAGGGAAUAGUCAAGCCUUCCAAACAGAAUGGGAAGUCUUUCGAUGAUUCGAAAACUGAAAAUGACUCAGAGAGUGCGUUGAGGCAGUCAUUCAUCAGAGCUUUCUGGUCGCAAAAAGAAGAGGAAGCCCCAGUCAUCCUACAAACAAUUUCAUGUACUUAUAGGGUGAGGGAAAAGGGAUCAUUCCUCAUACAGCCUGUUCAAGGGCGAGUUUUCACCACUGGAGAUAGCGUCUACUUUUUGGCAUUGGACGGCAAAAAGUUAUCACUACUGUGGUCAAAGGUUACUAGUGUCGAAGUGGAAAAGGGAAUACUUGGAAGCAACGAUAAAAGUAUCGUAAUCUCCUACAAGCUGGAGCCAGAUGCGAACGAAUUCGCCUUUGUCCUUGGUCGUUUACGGUCGAGAGAUGCGACACUGGAGCAUUUUCGUGAGUUACGUGAUCGAAAACAGAGCGAGACCGCGACACCAGACGCCCCAGCUACUAGCGACAGUUCCAGAUCUAGUUUCAGUCCGGUCCCUCCUGAUAAAACCAUAAAAAAGAUGGAAACAGUUCUUUCUAGAACCAUUAAAGGUGUCCCCAUCAAGAGUCUAUACGAGAAAGUGUGGUCUGAAGGUGAAAGAACGUCAGAAAAACCGUUCUACGGGGAAUGGCUGAAAACAGAAGGUUGUUUCGAGCUCCAGCUUGGCAAUUGGGAGUUUGCAACGGAUGAUGUGGGUUUCGUGAACCCAUGGGAUAAGGAACGUUACCAACAGAAGCGCUUGAUCAAGUUCAAAUUCAAACGCACGACCCACUUGUAUAUUGGUCCGCCAAUCGCAAAUGUGGUUCAGCAGCAAUAUUGUAGGGUUGAAGGCAAUGACAGGUGUGUUAUGGCUAUGUGUCUAAGUUUUGUCGGCAUACCGUAUGCAGAUAGUUUUGCGGUCGAGGUGCGUUGGAUUGCAACCCGAGAAGGGAGCAACGAUGUAAAGAUAGAAGUUGGUCUAUUUGUUGACUUUAAGAGGAGGACCAUGCUCUCGAGCAAGAUCGAAACAGGUACGAUAUCAGAAACCAAGAGUGUUCACAACCGAUUGUUUGAGGCAGUGAAGAAAGUUUGUACCACAGGCGGUAGCGAGUCUGGUGAUUCAGAUGAUGAGGUGGAGGUGGAGGUGGAGCAGGUCGAAGACGAAGAAGUAGCAGGCGGGUCCACUUCGACAACGUCGAUAUUUGAUCUACCAUUAGUUCAAAAGCUGGCCAUAUCCGUUGCAGGCCCGGUGAUUGCUUAUGCAAUUUUUAGAUUCGCCUUUGGUAGUAGAAGUGGGUCCACUCUUGGAGGAUCAGAUUUACAGCUCUUGCUUGGGAAGGUUGACAGCCUUCAAAAGGAUGUCGAGACGCUACAAAAGGCCGUCGAUGCCCUGACAAUCAUGCUAAAGGAGAAGAGAUAA